GCCAUGACAGAAAACUCUUUUGUGAGACUUUUAAUAUAGACAGGGUGUACAACAGCAGAUGAUAGUCUGGCCACAUAACAGUUUUUUAUGUAGUGUAAAGUUUAUUGUGUAGUGUAGAAGUGCUCACAGACCUUGGACAGCAUUUCUGAUCCCUUACCUGUGUUCCUAGGACAAUAUCUCAGUGUGUUGCUUGUGCUGGCUGGCUGGAGGUGCCUCUGGGCAAACAGAUGGUGUAUGGUGAGCUUUUAGGUAGGCAGUUGCAAGGCUGGAGGUAAGGAGGCUGCAGGAUGCUGGGGUUAGUGCUGAUCCUCAGGAGUUUGUUAGUCCUGCGUGCUUUCUCUGAGCUCUGGGGGUAGGAAUGAGGACUCGUGAUGGCCCAGGGAGUGUUGCUGAUGUGCUGCGAUGGCUGCCGUGGGACACGGGAAAAGGUGCCCUGAGAAGAAAGCAGAGAGUUUUCCCUGCAUUCACUCUGUCUGCAGGUGCCACGUGUAUUGAAGGAAAGCCUUUGAGGAGAGGGUUCCUGGAAGAACAUCCAACCUCGUUAACAAUGGCUGCUUGGUUGUCUUCUUGUGCUGCCGGUUUUCCCGAGAAACCAAGGCAGUUGGAAGACACGCUGUAUUUCUUGACUAAGUUUUGGUAGGGAGAGACUUGGGCAAGUGUAUGUAGAGCUCUGUGUGGAGGAGGCUUCUUGCAGAAAGCUUAGCAGCACAGUUUGCUUCCAACUGUGUGCUUUGUGCCUGUUAAAGCAGGCAUCCUCCUCCUCUGGGCUUUGAAGCCUGUGCUGACAGGGCAGGGAACACUUGGCUUGGGAUGCGUGUUCCGCUCCUUAUGGAUAUCAAAGAGGGUCCAAGCAAGUGAAGCCUGGCUGUGGGAGCUCCGUUGUGGCAGCAAGCUCCAUAAAUAAGCAGCAAGUAGGUGUGUGCUUAUGCUAGGAGUACGCAAAAAAAGAGAAGGAGCUGUCUGUGGAGGUUUCAGUUUUUGCUAAACAGUUGCGAGGGGAGUGGGCUGAAAUGGAGCGGUUCUGCGUUCUCAGCAUCAGUGAGAGCUGCAGUGAGAUCCCAGGUGUUUCUGUGUUAGUCCCUUCCCUGACAGUAGCAAGGUACCAUAGCAGGGUCCUCCUUCCUGCCCUGAAGUGGCCUUUGGUGGAUGGUUUUACACCAAUACCUUGCAUAAAGCCAAUAAACAAAUGUAAAACAUCCUGGCCCCCUUUUUUCUCUCAGAACCAAGAGCAUCUCACUUAACCAGCCUUGGUCAAGAAUGAGAUCCCUGAAAACAGUAUAAAUAUUCCAAGGGUAGGUCAUAAAUUCUAUAGGCAGUAACCCUUGUGUCUGAGCAUCUUUCCCACAAAGUCAGAUUUUACAAUCAAUUAUGGUAAUAGUAUAAGAGAAACUAUGACUUCAGGGCAGUGCCUGUACCUGCACAAUGGUUGAACUCUGUUGUUGUCUGAGAUUGGGGCAGGGAUUUGCUUCCAUGCUUUGCAUUUUCUCAUGUGUUCUGCCUAUCCCUAUGGAAGAUAACAGUAAUUUUAAAAAUCCAAGUCCACUUUUCCUUUCCAACUUCUUAAUAAAUCACGCCUGAGUCCUGCUGAGUUUUUAAAAGUGGAAGAAAUCAAAUAUACACACACUAUUUCAACAUACCGAGGGUGGGAGGGUGCCAAGUCUGCAGCAUUAGUGCUGAUCAGUGGCUGAAAUUAGCAUGAAAUGUUUUUGCAAACAGUUUACUUGCUGUCUGUGAGAAGUGGAUUGCUGGUCCCAGGCUCUGGGAAUCAGAGGUGGGGAGCAAGAGUCACCAAUAUUUUCCUGCCUGGUAGGUGGGAGGUGGAAUAGUUGCCUUCCUGAUUAUCUGAAAUCCACUGCUGGACCUAUGAUUUCAUCUGUUGAGUGGACGGAUCAUUUUGUGUAUUUUUAAGUUUGAUUUUGCUAAGCCUAUUUUGCCUUUUCACUAGCAAAAAAAUGGUGUGGGAAAAGUUUUUUCUCUUAUGUUAUGGAUGUAUGAUUUUGUCUCAAGCGACUGAAAAUCAGAGUACUGAACCAAAUUUAGCUUGGGAGUUGAUACAAGGAUUUAUGCAUAUUUGGAAUCAUACCAAUCAAGGAAUAUGUAUUAACCUCCCCAACUCAGCUUCAGAGGGGUUUAGAUUUAUGAUGAUUUGGUUAAAUUUUUCGGACAUAUUAACGAGAGAACUGGAUAACCUUAAAAAACCAGGAGGAAAUGUUACCUGGGGGAUGGUGGAGUCCCAGUUCCUAGACCAGAAAGGACAACAGUGGGAUGCAAAUGGGACAUGGGUAGAAUACAAGAACGCCUUUUACCAGCUCCCACGUGACUCUUCCUGGAGUGAUUUAUGGAAUCAGACAUGCUAUCGGUCAUUAGACACCAACCCUUCUGAGACAUUGCAAAAUGUCACUUCUAUCCCUUGCACAGUGGUACCGUGGUGGGAUUCUCCUGCUGAGGGUGGGUUUUUUGAACAUGAGUACAAUUUACAUUGGGAUGCAGGAUGGUGUAUACAAAUCCCAGAUAACCCAGGAACUGUGCACCAAGUUAACCGAACAAAUUAUGAGUGGGCCUGGUCUCUGAAACAAAUCUUUGACCCUAUAUCUACACUACAAUGGGCUUCCAGGGUGCCCACAGGGAAGAUAGUAGAAUGGGAAGUGGAGAAAUCAGACUGUAAGGACCAUCAGACCAUACUACCUAAUGGAGAGAGCAUCUGUUGGAAAGUGAGGAACCAUAGAAGCCUUACCCAAAGUAAAUCAGAGACCUCCUUUCUGAAUUGUUCCCGUAUAUUAGAUUGUACCACAGGAGCAGGUGAGCCUAUAGAAACCUGGUACAUCUCGGAGCUGAGAACUUUUAUCCGGGACAUGUGUACCUGUUGGGAUUAUCCCAACUACGGCUAUCUGAACCAAGACACCCGAUGCAAUGGGUCUUAUGAAAAUUCAGAGACAGCACUAUCCUGUGGCAUUCCCAUUACACAUGGCCCUGACCGAAGAAGGGUCUGGAAUUCAAGUAGCGAAGCACAGGAAGUUCCCCAAGGUGACCUGUAUCAGUGUUCACAAGCCAAAUAUCCAGCUCCACGGGGAACAGUAUGGGCAUGUUCAGAUGGGAAAAUGUAUUCCCACUUGAACAUGUAUGAUAUGGCUGGACUCCAGUGUACUAUUGGGUUUCCUACCAUGUGUCCAUCUAAAACGUUCAAUUAUACACUUUAUCGUAACAACAAAGUGCAGAGAGAAAUCCACAAACCAACAGAUGCAAAAGGGUGGAUUCGGGGCAUUCAAGUCCCUGACUAUUACACCUGGGGACAAAAUGUUGCCUUAGACUUAGAAUCAUUUUUUGUGUCCAGUGGAGUUACCCAACAGCACAAGUAUGUCUUGGAAAACUUAACUAGGCAAGUCCAUGUGUUAAAUAACUGGACUGGACGCUCACUCAGGGAACCGAAUGCGCAGGCCCCGCAGGCAUCGGAAAUGGCUUUGCAGAACCGAUUAGCCAUAGAUAUGUUGUUGUUGAAAGAGAAUGGAGUGUGUGGGAUGCUAAACCUAACGGCUGGAGAAUGCUGUGUCACUGUCCAUAACGCCACCACCACCAUAGAAGAGGCACGUCAGAAGAUGAAGGAGAUUGCUGAGCAAACGGGAGAACUGUUUCAAGCAAUGCAACUGAAAGACUAGUUUGAUGGACUGAGCCUGGAUUGUGGAUCACAUGUACUAAAGUGCCUUGGAUUUAUGGGAUGGGGAAGGUGGCUUGUGUGCAUUGACCUUAUGAUACCGUGUGGAUUCUUGGGUUUGAUGAUAGGUCAAGAAGUCAUGUCAAACUGUGAUGAGUUCAUUAUGGUUAUAGAGGAAAGGGAUAGGAUUUCUAGCACUGUAUAAUUCCAUACCAUUUGUGUCAUGGCAAGAUUGUGGUUGGAGCAGGAGGAAGUCAGGGGCUGGAAGCAGAAGGGUGGGAAUCUUUUGCUAUGCUCGGGCAUGUGCCUUUUCUGGUUUGGUGCUCAAAGACAGCGCCAGUGAGCCCAAGAGUUGGGGAGCUGCUCCGAGAAAAAGGAAAGAGAGAAAGCAGUAGCAUGGCAGUGCCCAGCUGAGCCGUGUGGAGCCCAGGCUUCAGCUGCUGUGACAGCAGCCACUGGAGCUGCUGCUGGAACCACCAAGCUCUCCAGUCCUGCUCCCACAAAGUUGGGCCUAGGAGGAGGGUCCUCUGACCUGCUUAGAGCCCUGUCAGGUUCCACCAGGUUUUGCCUUGUCCCUGUUCUCUACUGUUUUCAAUCUGAGUGGGGAAAGUUAAAUUGCAAGCCUUUCCAGCAUUCUGCUUUUGUUUUCCCAUAUACUCCAUGCUGCCCAGCACAGGGCCAGCCAUCAUUUUGCCUUAGUCUUGGAAAACCACACGGGAUGUGGUCUUUGAGAAGUGUUUCUGUUUGUUCAGUAGUGAAUAUCCUUUUGUGGGUAAAAAACUCUUUUGUACACUCUUUUAUUAAUAUUGUUGUGGUUAUUGCAAUUUUUCA
Motacilla alba alba is the source of this 4480-nucleotide messenger RNA. RefSeq lists its product as uncharacterized. Lineage: Eukaryota; Metazoa; Chordata; Aves; Passeriformes; Motacillidae. The record is from RefSeq and is a predicted model, not a curated record. Bases 1953 to 3653 code for a protein of 566 amino acids. The transcript has 2 exons.